Meloidogyne enterolobii is the source of this 670-nucleotide messenger RNA. The record is from the annotation of a GenBank genome assembly. NCBI's taxonomy places the organism in Eukaryota, Metazoa, Nematoda, Chromadorea, Rhabditida, Meloidogynidae.
AUGCUCAUUACUAUUACCAAUUUAAUUAUUCCCCUUUUACUAUUUUUAUUUUUUAAAUUAAUUAAUUGUCUAAACACACCCAACUUUAAUAACCCUUUUCUACAACGCCCAAACAUUAUGGUUUUUAUGGUGGAUGAUCUUGGGUUUGGGGAUUUACAAAGCUUUGGAAAUUUGGAACAAGAAUUUAAUCCUGUUGAUCAGAUGAUACGUGAGGGGAUUAGAUUUACUAAUGCUUAUUCGGCUGAUUCGAUGUGCUCUCCUGCACGUGCUGGAUUUAUAACUGGCCGUCUUCCUAUACGACUCGGCGUCACAGGAGGUAACCGUGUCUUUAUGAUAUAUGAUAAAGGCGGUUUGCCAAAAGAAGAUCCAACAAUAGCAGAAAUGUUAAAAACCCAUGGAUACAAUACUGGGAUGGCUGGAAAAUGGCAUUUGGGAAUUAAUGAGAAUAAUUAUACUGAUGGAAAUCAUUUGCCUGGACGUAGAGGAUUUGAUUAUGUUGGGAUAAAUUUGCCUUAUACUUUGAUUUGGGAGUGUGACGAGACUGGAGAGCUUUACCCUGGAGGGAUCGAUCAGGAUAGAUGUUUCGUUUAUAAAGGGGACAAGGCAAGUUUAGUAGAAAGUAAACAAUGUUAUUAGGAGAGAGACUUGAGAUGAGAGAAAGACUCUUUUU